Messenger RNA from Dermacentor andersoni, 809 nucleotides. RefSeq lists its product as uncharacterized. The record is from RefSeq and is a predicted model, not a curated record. NCBI's taxonomy places the organism in Eukaryota, Metazoa, Arthropoda, Arachnida, Ixodida, Ixodidae.
CCCUACCUUGUGCGGGCAUCAUGCGCACUCACACCGGAGUGCACGGUGGAGCGGAGGCGGCAGCUUUGGAGUGAGCUCGCCGCCCUGCUGAACACAGAGGGCCCGGCCGCCAAGACAGCCGAACAGUGGCAGGUCUUUUGGCGGAAAGAAGUAUUUCUUUCCCGUCGAGAUGCCGCCGCAGCUUCCGCAAGUCAAAGGUGAGUGCGAGGAGCGGUUCUGUUGCUCGCGAUAUUUACAAUGCUGUCCGUAAUUGCAGCGGCACGGGUGGUGGCCGUCUGCCCGGCCUUCGUGGCCGUGUCAUCGCCCUAGUGGGCACCUCCACGGUGACCGGAGUGUGCGAGCCGUUCUACCAACCGCUCGACGAGCCCGCCAUGGAGGUGACCGUGCAAUCUGUGGGCACCACCGCUGGAACAAGCGGCCUUUCACGUGAAGGAGCACUGCAGCAGCCAGGAGUGGUCGCUGUUGAGCCACUGCCCCGAAGCCCUCCAGCCACUGCACAGCCUGCAGCUGGCCCUGGCGGAGUGAGAACCAGCUACCAACCCCGGGUGCAGCGCCGGUCUCGAGGCCCUCGUCGGGUGUCCCACCGAGAGGCCUUGGUUGAACGGCUCGCGGAUGACUACGCCAGAACCGUCGCACAGAAUGACGAGACAAACGAAGGCGUAGACCGGCUGGCUGCAGCUACUGAGCGGGUCGUGGCUGCUGUGGAGCGGCAGGCCGACCAAGUAGCGGAGGCACUGCGGCCAGUGGGGCAGCUUUCGCAGCUCUUGGGCCAACUAAUGCAGGAGGCACUGGCUGCAAGGAGGGAAUAG